Mucor velutinosus is the source of this 762-nucleotide messenger RNA. RefSeq names its product ribose-5-phosphate isomerase rki1. The transcript is spliced from 2 exons. NCBI's taxonomy places the organism in Eukaryota, Fungi, Mucoromycota, Mucoromycetes, Mucorales, Mucoraceae. The record is from RefSeq and is a predicted model, not a curated record. Bases 1 to 762 code for a protein of 253 amino acids.
AUGGAUUUCAUUCACUACAACCCAUCUGAGUACUCUCUUUUGGCAGACGAUGAAAGCACCGAUGAAACGGAUUUUAGCGACCUAGCCAUUCAGUAUGGAGAAGUCCAGAUGUUGAUCGACAUGGACAUAAUCCCCGUUCCUGAGCUUCAGUCAUCUGAAAUGGAGGAAGUGACGGAAAAUCUUGUUGAAACUUUUCAAGAAGUUACUAUCAAAACACCUGCGAAGUAUAAGAAAUACGGUCAGGAUCAAAUUGAGCGGUUCAUUCGAAUUAUCCAAGAGGAGGGACUAACAGUACCAAAAGCAGCAGAGCAAUGCAGUAUACCCCGCAGCAGUGCUUACAAACUGCUAGAUGAGUUUAAUGCUGGAGACGGUUCUGUACUUCCUGGCAAUAUUCCUAAGGCACUUAAGCGAGGGCCAAAAAAACUGUUUCCACAACAUUCAGCCUUCUUGAUUGAGUUAUUUGAUAUCAACCCUUCAAUUGUUCUUGAGGAGGCAAGACUAAAGUUGUGUGAACAUUUUAAUGGUCUUGAAAUAUCUAUUCCUGACCUGUAUAAACAUAUCCGAGAGAAGUGUUCAAUAUCGCUCAAGCAAGCUACAAAAUACACUGUGGAGCGUGAUGCUCCAAGAACUCUCGAACUUCGCUUCAAUAUAGUCAAUCAAUGGAAAGCCGCAGGUGUCAGUUUUAGUGAAAAUUGCAUCUUUGUUGAUGAGGCUGGCUUCCACUCACAAUUAACGAGAAGUCGUGCUUGGUCGAAGGCGUAA